Pochonia chlamydosporia 170 is the source of this 1602-nucleotide messenger RNA. Its product is annotated as sugar transporter STL1. Gene Ontology annotation, biological process: carbohydrate transport; transmembrane transport. The coding region runs from base 1 to 1602 and encodes 533 amino acids. Gene Ontology annotation, molecular function: carbohydrate:proton symporter activity. Gene Ontology annotation, cellular component: membrane. The transcript has 4 exons. The record is from RefSeq and is a predicted model, not a curated record. Lineage: Eukaryota; Fungi; Ascomycota; Sordariomycetes; Hypocreales; Clavicipitaceae.
AUGGUGCUCACUGACAAGCGUGGCCGGGCAAAGUACCUGGGCGGUUCUGGUGAUGCUCUCACCGUUUGGAUUUCCAUUGCUGCCAGCACGGUACUGAUUUUCUACGGAUACGAUCAGGGCGUGUUUGGAAAUGUCCUCGUCAAGCAAGAUUUCCUCGACACAAUGGGCAACCCCUCAGCAAAGGACCAAGGCACAAUGACGUCCGUGUACAACCUUGGAUGUUUUGCUGGUGCACUAUCUACUUUAUAUUCGGGCGACAAACUGGGCAGGCCAAAGACUCUCAUGCUCGGCAGUCUCGUUGUUGCCAUUGGUGCUGUCAUUCAAGCUGCAUCGUACGGUGCCGCUCAGAUGUAUGUAGGUCGUGUGGUCGCCGGUCUGGGCACUGGUAUGAAUACAGCUACCGCUGGCGUGUGGCAGUCUGAGACUUCAAAGAUGCGAAGCCGUGGAAAACUCGUCAUUAUCCAAAUGGCAAACUGCAUCACCGGUUUCUGUCUGUCAAACUGGCUCACCUUGGGCUUCUCCUUUGCUCCGGGAAGCGUAUCGUGGCGAUUUCCACUCGCAUUCCAAGUUUUCUUCUCUGGACUCAUUAUGUUCAUGUGCCCCUUCUUGCCCGACUCCCCUCGUCUGUUGAUCCGCAAGGGAAUGUACGACGAAGCGUGCGAUGUCCUCGCCGCCCUUGAAGGCAACGAUGCUACCGCGGAUUCGCCCACGGUCAGAACUCAAUUCUCGAUUAUCAAGGACAUCUUGGACACGGAAUACGCCGUCACCUAUUCAUGGUGGCAGCUCUUUACCGGCCGGGGACCCGCUGGCGUGGUUCGUCGUAUGAUUCUCGGUGCAUGGAUGCAGGCCAUGAACCAAAUUAGUGGUAUCAACGUAACCUCAUAUUACAUGACUUACGUCUUUAUUCACGCAAUUGGGCUGAACGAACUGAUGGCCAGAAUUCUGGCGGCCGCCGGCUCCGUCGACUACCUCGUCUUUUCCUUCCUGGCAUUCUUCGUCGUCGAACGCUACGGACGUCGCAAAGUCAUGAUGACGUCUGCUGCUGCAUGUUCCCUCUGCUGGAUAAUAAUCGCGAUAGCUCUUGGACUCUCUGAAACGGGCAGAGGAGACUCGUUCAAACUGGGAGCCGUUGCCGUCAGCUUCUUCUUUGCAUUUUUCGCAUGUUUCGCCAUGGGAGUUCUAGGCGUGCCGUGGUUGUACCCGACUGAAAUCAAUGCCUUGGCGUUUAGAUCUCAAGGGGCAAGUCUUGCCAUGGCGACCAACUGGAUCAUGAACUACAUGGUAGCGCAAAUCACGCCGCCGGGAAUUGAGAACCUGGGGUACAAGUUCUGGAUUAUAUGGGCCGUUAUUUGCGCAUCAUUUGUGCCCACUACGUACUUCUUUUAUCCGGAGACGGCAAAUCGAUCACUCGAGGAUAUUGACAGAUUCUUCGCUGAUAACCCGGGCAUUUUUGUCUUUAGAAACAAGGUUGCCACUCAGCUUCAAAGACCGGACAUAUACGAGGAGGCAGACAAUGAGAUUGCUCAUCAGAAUGAGAAUAUAAAGGACGAGAAGUUGGAUGCGACUGUUACAAUGGGUUCGGAGCGCGGACAUGGAGACUAA